This is a messenger RNA of Siniperca chuatsi (mandarin fish), 3834 nucleotides long. RefSeq names its product DEAQ box RNA-dependent ATPase 1 (gene dqx1). Gene Ontology annotation, molecular function: RNA binding. NCBI's taxonomy places the organism in Eukaryota, Metazoa, Chordata, Actinopteri, Centrarchiformes, Sinipercidae. Gene Ontology annotation, cellular component: spliceosomal complex; intracellular anatomical structure. The coding region runs from base 567 to 3029 and encodes 820 amino acids. The record is from RefSeq and is a predicted model, not a curated record. The transcript is spliced from 13 exons.
GACAGCCAAACAUGGCGGCUGCGAGCUAGAGCAACCAGGCAACACCUUCGUCUUUUAUUAUCAGUCAGGAUAUAACCAGGGCCGGUAGGGAUUCAUUCAUUUCACCCAUUUUCCGCCCUUGCUGGUUUUUAUCCAGCCGUUGUCCGGUGAGUGAAGGUGGCUUGUUAACCACAGUAAGUUAACGAUAGACGGCAGACAGGAGUGAACUGAUACAACAACAGCGGACUGAGGGCGGACUGUUUCUGCUUGGUUUCUUCACCUCUCUGCCGAUAUGUUUCACAGGUCCCAGGAAAACAGUGGGCGCUAUCAAUGAGACAGGAGAAGUUUGGAGGCAAGACCCACCGCAGGGCUUGCCACUGGGACAGACUUGGUAACUGGGCAAGAAGGUUGCUGUAGAGAGGCAGAUGCCAGGAGCCCAGUGGAACAUCUACAAAACUUCAGAGUUCCUCUGCAGAGAUAGUGAACCUCCCAAAAGGAAAACCACCUCUGCAGCACUCAACAGCAGGUAAUCUCAGGCCUCUCUGGGAUCCAGCCCCUCACUCCUUCCUCAUCCCCACCCCCUGCUGAUGAUGUCAUCACCACCAGCAAAGCCCUCCUCCACCUCCCUCUCCCCUGGGUCCCGGCUGCCACCCUCGGCGGCCCUGGACUCUCUGUCCGUGUCUUCCCUCCUGUCUGGGGAUUUAGACGAUGAAGGAGAUGGAGGAAGAGGAGGAGGGGAGGAGGAAGGGCUGGGAGACCUAGAAGUGAACCCAUAUGAUGGCUUGCCCUUUUCUUCGCGCUACUACGCCCUGCUGGAAGAGAGGCAGAAGUUUCCCAUAUGGAGGCUCAGGCAGAGUCUACUGGAGCACCUGGAGAGCAACAACAUGGUGCUGCUCAGUGCACCCAGUGGAGCUGGAAAAAGCACGCAGGUGCCACAGUGGUGUGUGCAGUAUGCUUUGUCCUAUGAAUUUUCUCAGGGCCUGGUGUGUUGUUCCCAGCCCUAUUCGGUGGCAGCGGUGAGUCUGGCCCUUCGUGUGGCUGAUGAGAUGGACCUCAGCCUGGGUCUGGAGGUGGGCUACAGGGUGUCUCAUGAUGACAGCUGUAUACCCGACACCCUGCUCAGGUUUGUCAGUGACACUCUCCUGCUAGAGGAAAUGAUGUCAGACCCUCUGCUGCAUCAGUAUGGUGUUGUGGUGUUGGACGAGCUCCAGGAGCGUACUAUGCCCACUGACGUGCUGCUGGGCCUGCUGUGUGACGUCUGCCGGCAGAGGCCAGACAACUUCCGGGUGGUUCUCCUCACUCACCCAACGCUGGCACCUCGCCUCUCCUCCUUCCUGGGACCAUCAGUCCCUCACCUCUCCCUGGACAGCCUGUUCACUGACCCACCUACCAAAGACCCGGAAGAGGGGCAUGAGGUAGAGGAGAACAGGAAGUCUAUUGAGAUGAAGAGGGUGGAGACGUUGUACCGGGAGCUUUCAUCUGGGAAGGAACCGGUUGCUGCUGCCUGUCACAUGGUGCUGGAUCUGCACAGAAGGGGAGAGGAGGGAGAUGUAAUGGUGUUUUUGGCCAGUGCACAGGAAACAGAAGACUGUGUGGCCCUGCUGGAGAAGGAGUGUGUAGCUCUGAGUCCUCAGCUUGGUCCUCUCAGGAUCCUCCCCCUCCAUGCUCGACUGGGAGGGCUGACCCAGAGGGUCUACGAAGCCGACCUCGAACCUUCUACACUGAGGGAGAACGACAGCUCUGAGGGCGUGGAUUGCUCAGUGCUGGGAGCCAGAGGGCCGGGGGUCAAAAGGAAGGUUAUCCUCACUGAUACCCUCGCAGAGGCUUCCUUCUCCCUGCCAGCUAUUCGCUAUGUCAUAGACACAGGCCUUCAGCUCAAAACUGUUUACAAUCCACAAAUAAGAGCAAACUCGCAGGUCCUGAGGACGAUCAGCAAACACCAGGCCGACAUGCGGACUCAAAGGGUAAACAGCCACCUUCCAGGGCUGUGUCUCCGUCUUUACCCCCAGUCUCUAUACGAUGAUGGGAUGGGGGAGGCUCAUUGUCCAGGGGUGGUGGAGGAAAACCUCAGCCACUUGGUGCUGUUGCUCAAGAGGCUUGAUAUUGCCGACAUGGGACAGUGCAAGUUCCUGGACAGACCAGCCCCUGAGGCUCUAAUGCAGGCCCUGGAGGACCUGGACUACCUGGCAGCGCUGGAUGAUGAUGGUAACCUGUCAGAGGUGGGCAUCAUAAUGUCGGAGCUGCCACUGGAGCCACCGCUGGCUAAAGCCCUGAUCGCUGCCUGCGAGUACGACUGUGUUGAUGAGCUGCUCACUAUAGCUGCCAUGCUCACAGCUCCUUCCUGCUUUGUGACAGCAGAACCCAGCAGAGAGGAGGCUGCUGUCACACACUGGCGACCUCUAAUGCACACAGAGGGAGACCACAUGACUCUCAUUAAUAUUUAUAACGCCUUCAUAGAGCAUAAUCAGGAUGAGGCGUGGUGCACAACAAACUUCCUCAGUCACGCCGCCUUACAGUUGGCUGUGGUGAUCAGGGCGGAGCUGCUGGAGGUGAUGCAGCGAAUAGAGCUUCCUGUUUCUCCUCCUGCUUUUGGAUGCCAAGACAACUGCACAAAUAUCAAGCGUGCUCUCAUCUCUGGCUUCUUCCUCAAAGUCUCUCAUGAUGUGGAUGGUUCAGGUAACUACCUCCUGCUAACUCACCGGCAUGUGGCUCACCUGCAUCCCUUCUCUUCCUACCUGUGUCGCCAGCCGUGCCCCAACCCCCCCAGCUGGGUCCUCUACCACGAAUUCACCAUCUCCCGCGAUAACUGCAUCCGCAUCGCCUCCGAAGUCCACCCUCAGAUGCUUGUGGAGCUGGCCCCUCAGUACUACCUGGGAAACUUGCCAUCAAGUGACGGCAAAGAUCUGCUGAUGGAGCUGAGGCAGAAUCUGGAGCCACAUGCAUACGAGCAGGACGGAGUGUCAGACGAGCACAGCAGGACUCACAGAGACGCAGAUGGGACGGGAGAGACUCACAAUCAGUCCAGCACAGAGCUCUGUGUUGUCCAAUGAGAUGUAAGAAGAGACACUAAACACCUACUGUCACUUUAUUGUUUGAUCUGAGAUUUGGUACUUUGUAUAAAUUAGUCUGUGAAAUCUCAUUUGAGGUUGAAUCAUUUUGAUGUGUGAUUUCAAAUGCACUUUUACUGGAAAACACUAAUGUACAGUCAUUUAUUGUUAAUAUAUCUUAUAUGCAGUGACUUUGGAAAAUAUUCAAACCUCUUCAUUUUCUCCUUGAUGUGCUAUGUAUUGACUUAAUUUUAUAUUUUAUUUAGAAUAUGUUUUUUAUUUAAUGAGGGAUUUCUGUGUUUCUGUUUGAAUAAUUCUACAAAAAUAGUGUUAUGUGUCCAAUGAUGGCACAAAAACAUCAAUUUUAAAUUGUAGCACAACAAAAAUUGGAAAAAGUGAAGUGGAUAGAAUACUUUAUCAAAGUGUACGUUUUGUUUAAACAGUUGAGAUUUCAGCUAAAGCAAUACGCACUACUUCAGUGAGCAGAGACACUGUUAUUGGAUGACCUUUGACCUCUAUGCAGAUACCCAUGAACAGAUGGCUUCUCAGGGUGAUCUGUGAUGCGAUACUGUACUGUAGCAGUGAUGCACAGACCUUCUAUUUUCAACUUUUUGAUACUGUUUGUAUAAUGUUUGGAUUUCCUGCUUAGAUCUUCAUUCUGCCUUUUUCUCUCCAACUUUGUGUCAAUUAUGAAAAAUAUUUGUGUAAAGUGGUUUCUUAUCGUCCUAUUUAAUAGGAUAUGUCUGUCAAUACAGUACUUCAAUACUUCAAAUAAAAGUUUGAAAUAUCUCAGUGAUUUUUCACUUUA